AUGGCAGGGUUUCCUCGGAACGCCAAACCAUUUCGAGAGAUACCUAAAGUGCCAUCUUUGCCAGUGAUUGGCAGUUCUUGGAUUUAUUCACGUCUCCUAGGAAACGGCCACCCGGAUGAGAGGCACAAGGUAUCUAUGGAACUGCACAGAAAGUAUGGGCCUAUCUUCGUGGAGAAGCUACCGGGCCGUUACUCCGUAGUGCAUCUCUCCAGAGCCGCAGACAUAAAGAAUCUGUAUCAAGAGGAAGGCAAAGAGCCCGUCAGGAUUGGAGCUACACCCUUCAAACGCUACCGCGAGUCCAGGCCGCAGUACUAUAGCGACGCUGGCCUGCUCAAUCUCCAGGGAAAUGAAUGGCAGAAAGUCCGCUCGACGACGCAGCCUUACGCGCUGAAGAUCAACACUACGAGGUCGUAUGUGCCGAUCAUGAACAGGGUUUGCGAAGAAGCUCUGGACCUUAUCGAGCAAGUAAAGGACGAUCAAGGUGAAGUGAAGGACUGUUUUUCUGUGCUUCGGCGCUGGGCGCUAGAAAGUAUAGUGUUGUCAUCAGUGGAUGCGCGUCUGGGCGCAUUGAAGCAUCCACUUGAUCCCACAUCUGAUGGUGCAGCGAUAUUAAACGACAUGGAGACAAUAUUUGCCUGUAUGCAAAAGUUUUGUUACCGGUUUCCAUACUUUCACUACUUUCGAACGCCUACUUGGAGCCAUUUCGAGCGCGCCAUGGAUAACUUUACGGUGUAA
Molecule: messenger RNA, 735 nt
Organism: Rhipicephalus sanguineus (brown dog tick)
Lineage: Eukaryota; Metazoa; Arthropoda; Arachnida; Ixodida; Ixodidae
Product: probable cytochrome P450 49a1
Exons: 5
Coding region: 1-735 (244 amino acids)
Molecular function (GO): iron ion binding; heme binding; monooxygenase activity
Source: RefSeq, a predicted model, not a curated record